CCAGUGUUUUUCUGGAGGAAGAGCAAUAAAGUUCGUGGCCACAGAGGUGCUGGUGGGAUGGAUGCGGUUCUGGAUCUGAGCUCUAAUCACAAUUGCAGCAGCUGUACCCAGAGGACCAGUGCUGGAUCCCCACUCUGGGGAAGGCAAUGGCUGUGCACCCUGGAGCUCAUGUUCACUGGGGAUCUGCAGGUAGAGCCGGAGGUGUACUCAAAGCUCUCUACCCUCAAAGUGGAUCUCUGGCAAGAGGCAAGAACAGGUUUUAAGAAAAGAAGUGAGAUAGGAAGAAGGACUAACACAGAUGACUUUUCCAACUCCAAGACCGGCAUUGCUCUCUUCCCAACUUUUGUUCAUUCAGCUGCACCAGUAGCCAUUCCACUUUGGUGAAUGGAUUGAACAUCAAAUACCACACAUGCUAAGCCAUGUCAUGUGUCUGGAAGACAGAAUAUGGAUUUCAUGUAUUUCUACUUUCUUCUUAAACAAG
This is a messenger RNA of Pongo pygmaeus (Bornean orangutan), 481 nucleotides long. RefSeq lists its product as uncharacterized. The record is from RefSeq and is a predicted model, not a curated record. The transcript is spliced from 3 exons. Bases 58 to 384 code for a protein of 108 amino acids. Lineage: Eukaryota; Metazoa; Chordata; Mammalia; Primates; Hominidae.